UCUCUCUCUCUCUGUCUGUCUGCCUGUCGCCCUCCUCCUCCUCGUCCUCCUGUCUCUUCGUCUCGUUUCUGUCCGUCACUUUCUGUUUUUGUCUUGUACUUCAGCUGUCUCGUUCACUUUUUCCGCUGUUUGAUUUUCACUUUUCUUUAUUCCUCUUAAAGGUUUUUUUUUUUUUUUUUUGCUCUGUCAGUUUUGUGGCUAGACUGUGUAGUUUUUGUCUCUCCUUCGCCUCUGGUUUCUGCUGACAACACUGCAGGCUAUUUUUUACUUUGUCACAACUCCAUGUCCUCUCUUUUUUCUGUGCCGUCGCUUUAAUAUUGUAUUGUCCCGUCCUCUUUUCUCCCUACAAUUCCUCGUAGUCUAGUUUUUCUUCUGCUGCUGCUACUGUUUCACCUGCCUCUCUCCUUCACCUUACAACAACCUCCCUCCAUCCUCUUCUCCUCCACCUGAGCUCGUCCUUCCACUGAGUAGCUUUGCACUUCUGCAUGAUGGGAAAGACAGAGCUGUACUCUCUGUAUAAGGGUUUUCUGGACUGUAUUUGCCUCUGCCUCUCUCGGGGCAACGACGAAGCUGCAGCCGUCAACGAGAGGGACACCGAGAACGGUCACCUGAUCUACAAAAGUGGGGACAUCCUUGAAGACAGAUAUGAGAUAGUCGACACUCUAGGUGAGGGGACUUUUGGGAAGGUGGUACAAUGUUUGGACCACGGCAGGGGAGGAAGUCAAGUCGCCCUGAAGAUCAUUAAGAACCUGGAGAAAUACAGAGAGGCAGCCAAACUGGAAGUCAAUGUCCUGGAGAAGAUCAGUGAGAAAGAUCCACACAACAAGCAUCACUGUGUGCAGAUGCUGGACUGGUUUAACUACUACGGCCACGUGUGCAUCUCUUUCGAGCUGCUGUCUCUCAGCACCUUUGACUUCUUGAAAGCAAACAAUUUCCUGCCUUAUCCCAUUAACCAGAUCCGACGCAUGGCCCACCAGAUUUGCCACGCUGUCAGAUUUCUCCAUGACAACAAGCUGACUCACACUGACCUGAAGCCAGAGAACAUCCUCUUUGUCAACUCAGACUACUCCCUCGUAUACAACGCUGAGAAGAAGUGCAAUGAGAGAAGAAUAAAUGACACCACAGUGCGGCUUGUUGACUUUGGCAGUGCCACUUUUGACCACGAACACCACUCUGCCGUCAUCUCGACUCGUCAUUACCGAGCUCCAGAGGUCAUUCUGGAGCUGGGCUGGAGUCACCCCUGUGAUGUCUGGAGUAUUGGCUGCAUCCUGUUUGAAUACUACGAAGGCUUCACACUGUUUCAGACACAUGACAAUAAGGAACAUCUCGCCAUGAUGGAGAGAAUACAGGGACCAAUUCCUCAGAGAAUGAUCCAAAGGAGCAGGAAGCAGAGGUAUUUCCACCGCGGGCGUCUCGACUGGAACGAGUGCUCCAAGGCCGGACGCUAUGUCAAAGCCAAGUGCAAACCGUUGAGGAAGUACUUGUUGUCACAUGGGACAGAACACCACCAGUUUUUCGAUCUCCUUGAGAGGAUGCUGGAGUACGAGCCCUCAAAACGCAUUUCUCUUUCGUCUGCUCUACGCCACCCUUUCUUCCUGCCCCUCGUUCACCCAGGAAGGAGUCAUGUCUGGAGAAACAGCUGCGAUAUGAGCAGAUGACCCUGAGUAGCCACUUGACCCUUUAAGAGGACCACACCACUGUGUUUGCAAGUUUUAGCUCCUUAUUUACUGAUCGUGUACUUUACAUUAUAUCUCAACACGGUGGAGUAUCCCCCACUAGAAGAAUCUAGACCCUAAAAUUAAUACAUUUUAAUUAGACAAUCAAUUAGCUACUUGGUUCACAAAUGCCAUCGCUAAUUCUGAUGGGUAAGACUGAAAAGUGAUCGCUCUCAGUCAGCUGAUUGAAUCAGAAACAGGAGAUGGAAAAAAUGUAAGAAGAGUAAGGCAAUUAGGAUUAUAUGGCACGUCAUUACUUUUCAGGUCAGUGUGUUUUACUGUGCUGAUAGAUCCAAAGUAAUAUUCAAAACAUUUUGCUUACCAUGUACAAAUGAAAUAUGUUUUUUCCUACUGUCACAGACCUCCUUUGUUCACUAUGUAUUUUUGUGGUAUGAAAAUCAUUUAGCAGAAACUCACAUUUGUCAGUGUUAAAUUAUAUAGCAUUGUAAUGCAGUUAAGUGCAGAUUGAUGUGAAAAAUGCACUGUGUCACAUCAUUAUAAUAAUGUAACUUAAUCUGAGGAAAAAAUGUGAAUAAUUGACCUUCAUUGAAUAGGUCAAGCAAGUUUUAUCAGUCUGCUAAUAGAGUUUUGUAUCAAACAGAAAUGAGUGAAGACAAAUGGAUGCCUGGAACAGUGGAAAGAUUUAUUUCUACAGCAGCAGCAUGGUCAGCUGAUAAUGUAAGUAUACAUGAUUUGUAGAGAAAGGGGCCGCAACAUGCAAAACUACAAGACUGAUCCUCAAGUAAAACAAGUCUGCUUAAAAAACGAACUGUAAAAUAUACAUUCAUGUCGUAUCUCUAAAAUUUAGAGGAUAUACUGUAGAUACAAAAGCUUUAAAAAUAUCUUUUCAGUUUUAUGCUCUCAGUCACUUUAUUUUUCUAAUACAUUUUGUAUGGAAUGACUUCUUUAGUCAUUUAAUAAAUUUAGUUCUUCUGUU
Lates calcarifer (barramundi perch) is the source of this 2652-nucleotide messenger RNA. RefSeq names its product CDC-like kinase 2b (gene clk2b). Bases 486 to 1658 code for a protein of 390 amino acids. Gene Ontology annotation, cellular component: nucleus. Gene Ontology annotation, molecular function: protein tyrosine kinase activity; ATP binding. The record is from RefSeq and is a predicted model, not a curated record. The transcript has 11 exons. Gene Ontology annotation, biological process: protein phosphorylation; regulation of RNA splicing. Lineage: Eukaryota; Metazoa; Chordata; Actinopteri; Centropomidae.